Protopolystoma xenopodis is the source of this 735-nucleotide messenger RNA. NCBI's taxonomy places the organism in Eukaryota, Metazoa, Platyhelminthes, Monogenea, Polystomatidea, Polystomatidae. The record is from the annotation of a GenBank genome assembly.
AUGCAGCGCAAUUGGCCCAAUCUUUCUCCGGCAUUUCAUGACUUUGUUUAUGACCUUGGAUGGCCGGUUGAUUGUGUUAGUCAUCCAGGUUGGUCUGGUGGUCUCAAACGUUUAUUAGGCAUGUCCGAUUACACCUUAACGCAUCCUGGCGUCGUUUCUGCUGUAUCCACAGCCUCACUUUCUAAUCUAAACGCCAACAGCGCCGCGGACUCAACAACAUGGGCUUCUGCAGCCUUGGAAGUGCCUUUAUCCACAUCUGUAGGGAUACCAGAAAAUGCAGUGUCUAGUUUAGAGACAGAAUGCUCUUUCAAGUCACCAGUGACAACCAUAAAAUCAACUAGGCAUGGAAAAGUGCGUCUCAGUCCCAUGACUUCUCAAGAUUCGCCUUCCUCUUCAACUACCAGGAUCGGUAUUGAACAACGUCCUGGCUAUCAAAUGGCGCCCGAUGGUCUCAACUGUUUAGUCUACUGGGCCGACGCGAUUUCUGAGCUUGCUUGUAUGUGUCCUGAUCAGAUACCUACCACCGCAAUCGGACUUACAGCACAUUCUUUAGCCUCAUUCCAAGUUCCAACACAGUCUCAUGUGACGCUGAUGGCGCCAUCUUUGACUUCAGUCCAACCACCUGCAUCUGGUGUUUCUAGUCCGCCUGUAACGGAAACAAGCAAUGUGGGAGCUACUUCAUCCGGUUGGUUAGGAACACGCCUACGCUCUGCUACAGAAAUGCCAGGUGAAUAG